GUUUAUCGAUAGUACGCUGUGAAACAAACAAACACAUAUCUAAACGAUGUGUAUUAAUUUAUUUAAAAGAAAACAAGAGGUUCACGAUGGCUGCGGAAUUGCUGAAAAGAGAGCGUGAGGCGAAUUGUUCCCAUGAGGAAAAAGACUGCUUCCUUGAGUUCAUGGCGAAGCACAUCAGUGUGAUUGAUGACAAACGAAACGAUACCAAAAUGAUAUCAAAGAAGAAGGAUGUAUGGCGCAUUAUAAAAAGUGAUAUGGAAUCACUAGGAUAUGAGAGGGAAAUAAGCAAACUGAGGCAGCAAUGGAUGCGCAUGAAGGCGCAUGCAAAAACCAAUUUGGCAACUGUUCGUAAAGCCCGCACAGCUACAGGCAAUCUUGUGGAAGUUCCUGAGCUCAGUCACAGCGACGAAGAAGUGGUUGAUAUGAUCCAGAUUGAGCUACAGGAAGACAGCAUUUUAAUUGAUAGCAACACGGAAUGUUUGGAGUUGGAGGAGCUGGACCAAUCUCAUCAUGAUGAAUCAGAAGAGCAGCCGAAAUCGACAGAAAAAAGACAUCAACGGGGCGAUAAUUUAGUAAAUGACCUUAGAAAAUUACCAAAAAAAGCAGACAAACAUGACGUUCUACAGGAAAGGCGAAAGCAAAUCCAAAUGGAAACAGAAAUGCAUAAGCUGAAAAUAAAGCACGAAAAAGAGCUCCAUUCAUUACAAAUGGAGCAUAUGAUUGAACUCCAUGAAUUAAAAAAACAGCUACUUAUGGAGCAAAUAAAAAAAGACCAAUCGAAUCCAGAAAGUGUUCCUUUGAUAUACCUGAACUAAGAUAGAUAUGGUUGUAUUAGUAUAACGAUUUUUAUUAGUGAAUUUUAAAGUACCGAGACUGAACCAGCCUUAAGAUUUUUAUAAAUGAAAUUGAGUUACACUCACUCACAUCUAGGUUCUGCAGCGCUUUUUUAUCGAUAUGCACGGUACUGUUCAUGGUCAAUUUAUUUCGUAAUUUGUUUAAAGAGGUAUAGUAAAUUUUACAACAAAGGCUUUAUAACUUCAAACUUUAUAGACAAAUUAUGAAAAUUUCAGGCUUUAAA
Messenger RNA from Rhagoletis zephyria (snowberry fruit fly), 1078 nucleotides. RefSeq lists its product as uncharacterized. Lineage: Eukaryota; Metazoa; Arthropoda; Insecta; Diptera; Tephritidae. The record is from RefSeq and is a predicted model, not a curated record.